CUGUCAUCAAGCAGCAAGUCGUGUGGGUAUACAUUUUUCGAAGUAAAGUGGGUUAUUACGAUUUAUUUAUAGAGUUUUAAUUCGGUAAACGUCGUAUUUUCGCAUCUUUUUGUACUUUUAACUACGUGAGUGCAAAAUGAGUAAAACAAACAGUUCUAGUAAAGAAACAGAAGACAUUGCAAUGACUGCACAGGAACUGCAUAUACUUUCAGAGCUUGACAGCCGCCAAUAUGGAUAUUUAUUGCUAAAUCAACCAGAAAAUGCAACGAAAAAAGCUUUAGUUCUUAAGGCUGUCAAAUACCUGCAGCUAAUGGUUAUUCAGGCUAGAAGGCAGCAAAAAGUGCAAAAUGAAAAUGAACCAAACAAUUACCAGCAAAACAGUAAUAGCAAAAAUAUUAGCAUUGACCCAAAGACGUGGGUUAAGCUGGGCCAUUUUCAUUUACUCCUCGAAGAGUAUAGAAAAGCACUUUCAGCCUAUCAAAUGUUUUACAAAACACAAGCUGAAAACCAUUGGCAAGAUCCAACCUUUUUGUAUGGUUUAGGAUUAGUUUAUUUUCAUUACAAUGCCUUUCAAUGGGCAGUAAAGGCUUUUCAGCAACUGUUGUACGUGUCGCCUGGCUUUCAAAGGGCGAAUGAAGUUAAUCUAAGGCUGGGAUUAAUGUUUAAAGUGACCCACGAAUACGAAUCAGCCCUUAAACAUUUACAAUUGGCCUUAGUAGACAACAGUCCUUGUACGACAGCAAAAAAUAUAAUUAAGUUUCAUAUUGCCCAUUUAUUCGAAGUGCAAGGCAAGGUAAAAGGUGCAAAAGACAGAUACGAACUUCUGUUGCGUGAUAAAGGAAUCAGUCAAUCGCUUCGAGCUGAUAUUUAUAGACAAUUAGGUUGGCUGUAUCACUGCCACGAAUCGCUGGGCGACAAAAAUCAGCGGAUACCCACAGCAAUACACUACCUGCAAAAGGCAAACGAAGCCGACCAAUUUUCCGGCCAGACGUUGUAUCUUCUGGGCCGGUGUUACGCGAGCAUAGGAAAAGUGCAUGAUGCGUUCAUCGCUUACAGAAACUCAGUGGAGAAGUCUGAGGGCAACGCUGACACUUGGUGCUCUAUAGGGGUACUGUAUCAACAGCAAAACCAGCCUAUGGAUGCGCUGCAAGCGUACAUCUGCGCAGUACAAUUAGACAAAGGACAUUCGGCAGCCUGGGCAAACCUGGGCAUACUUUAUGAGAAUUCACUGCAAGCGAGGGACGCGUACGCUUGCUACUUAAACUCCAGCCGAGGCUACAAAGGUUCAUCCGACGAAUCUUUCAACACGAAAUUACCGCGACUAUCGAACCUAUCAAACGUGGGGAUGAACCCACAUCUAACUCAAAGAAUCAACUUCCUUCAAACCCAUCUAUCAAACGCUCCGAUGCCCAGCGUAACCAGCCAGAGAAGGCAGUUGCUUUCGAUAGAGGAGGCUUGGAACCUGCCGAUAUCUGCGGAAAUGUCUUCGAGACAGCAACAAACCGCCCAAUCGAAUCGCAAUAACAAUACCUCUUCGCAAGCCUUCCAAAAAAGCUACCCGGUACCGCCGGCGGCAGGGGGCGCUACGCCGCAGGGACCGCCCCCGCCGUAUCCCUCGCCGAACGCGGCAGCCGCCGCCGCCGGCAAAAAAUUCAAAACCGAAAGCCCGGAACAAAAAGCUCCUCCGAAUGCGCAACCGCAACCUUCCUUCUGUCUCACGCAGCAGCAAUUGCAGCUGCUCAGCUAUUUCCAACAAAAUGUUAACACACUCACACCCGCACAACAGCAAUCGAUGCAGCAGCUGCAGCAUCAGUACCGCUUGAUGCAACAGCAUUCGCAGCAGCUGAGGAGUCAGCGGCAGUCCGGAGGCGCCGCCACGCCGGUGACGCGCUCGGGGCCGACGUACGCCGCCAACCAGCCGUUCCCGAGCGUGGCCGCCACCGGUCAAAGCAACGGCAGAACCUUCGGCGACAAGCUGAUGCAACCGAAUCCGGUGCUGGUGCCGUCGCACAGGGACAGCUUCGCGUCCCACGCGACCGAUCUGGACGUCAGCGAGGAGGACCUCAAGGAUUUGUUGUCGCAGAAGGAUCUCGCGACAACUUUGGCCGAGGAUUUGCUAAAGCACUUCGGUUCCGAGGACAUCGACGUAAAAGAAGAGAGCCACAAUCAAGACACGCUAUCGUCCGGCCCGUUUUCACCAUCGAACAUGGACGCAAAAAGGGACGACGUCAAACGCAAAGUCAAAUCACCAACGCAAGAGAGUAUAUUAACGAUCAAAUCCGAGCCUCCGUGGGACCUGGACGCUCUGCACUCCAUUGAAAAACGAUCGAAAAUCGAUUACUCCAUCGAAAUGGACGCAGGAAUGGUCAUAAAAUUGUGCAAAAGCGAAGUCGUGAACGGCGACAUAAACAGUUCCCUGAUAUCCGACACGGCGCCUCCGCCCUCGCCUCCCGACCCUCCCAACACGAUACUGAACCACCAGCAGCUGCUACCUCCGACUCCGUCCGUUUACCUCGACAACAAGAAGCACGCGUUCAGCCCGCAGCUGCAGGAAUUCUGCCUCAAGCACCCGAUCGCCGUGAUCAGAGGGCUGGCGGCGGCCUUGAAGCUCGAUCUCGGCUUGUUUUCGACGAAAACCUUGGUGGAAGCGAACCCUGACCACAGCGUCGAGGUGAGAACGCAAAUGCAGCAACCGUCGGACGAGAAUUGGGACCCGCAAACCGGCAAGAAAGUUUGGGCGUGCAUAUCGCACCGAUCUCACACUACAAUAGCGCGGUAUGCCCAGUACCAGGCGUCCAGCUUCAAGGAUAGCUUGAAGGAGGAGCGCGAGAAAGUCGCCAGCGGACUGUCGGACUCGGAUUCGAAGGACUCGACGCACUGCGCCAAGCGGAGGAAGAUCCAGGGCGCGGCGCCGGGCGCGGUGUCCAGCAACCCGAAAAGCUGCAAGGAGCAGAAGACCUUGAAGUUCGGCACCAACGUCGAUUUAUCGGACGAGAGAAAGUGGCGACCGCAGCUGCAAGAGCUGAUGAAGCUGCCCGCCUUCGCUCGAGUCGUAUCGGCCGCGAAUAUGCUCUCGCACGUCGGUCACGUCAUUUUGGGCAUGAACACCGUGCAGUUGUACAUGAAAGUGCCCGGCAGCCGGACGCCCGGCCACCAGGAGAACAACAACUUCUGCUCGAUAAACAUCAACAUCGGACCGGGCGAUUGCGAGUGGUUCGCCGUGCCCGACGCCUACUGGGGCGCCAUCUGCGCCUUGUGCGAGAAACACCAAAUCAACUAUCUGCACGGAUCGUGGUGGCCGAUCCUCGACGAUCUCUUCCAAGCGAACAUACCGGUCUACAGGUUCCUGCAAAGGCCCGGCGAUUUGGUCUGGGUGAACGCCGGCUGCGUGCACUGGGUGCAGGCCGUCGGCUGGUGCAACAACAUCGCCUGGAACGUCGGCCCUCUGACGGCCCGGCAGUACCAACUCGCGAUCGAGCGCUACGAGUGGAACAAGCUGCAGAGCUUCAAGAGCAUCGUGCCCAUGCUGCAUCUCUCCUGGAAUUUGGCAAGAAAUAUCAAAGUCUCCGACAGGAAACUCUACGAAUCGGUCAAAAACUGCCUGCUGAGGACGCUGACAAAAUGUUGUCGGAUACUGGAGUUUGUCAAACAACGUGGCGUGGAGGUAAAAUUCCACGGCAGGGGGAAGAACGAGGCGUCACACUACUGUGGCCAAUGUGAGAUCGAAGUGUUCAAUAUUCUGUUCAUCCGGGAGCAAGAGAAGCGCCACGUGGUUCACUGCAUGGACUGCGCUCGAAAACAAUCGGCAAAUUUGGAAGGGUUCGUUUGCUUGGAGGAAUACAAGAUGCAAGAUCUUUGCGAGGUGUACAACAAUUUCGUGUUGCACGCGAACGUCGCGCCGCAAGACCAAUACCGGCUUGUGUAGAUUUCAAUUUCGAUUUUUUUUCGAUUUCAUUAAGUAAUUAAGCUACCACUGCCACGUGUAACUGAUGUACAACAUAUUUAAUAUAUUUCAUAGAUAGCUUAUAUAUGAAUGAUAUGGUAAUGUCUGAGUCAAGUCUGUCAAUUAGUGCAAUGUUUAAGCAAGGCAUUGCAUAGAAAUUCCUUUUCUUCUCUUUGUUGAAAGUAUUUGUUUUCAAUUGCUAGACUAAAGCUUUAAUUUUUUUCGUAGACACAGAAAAUAAUGUUUCGUUUGAUUCUGCACUGCGCGUCAAAAUUAACGCAC
This is a messenger RNA of Brassicogethes aeneus, 4225 nucleotides long. The record is from the annotation of a GenBank genome assembly. Lineage: Eukaryota; Metazoa; Arthropoda; Insecta; Coleoptera; Nitidulidae.